Fibroporia radiculosa is the source of this 243-nucleotide messenger RNA. RefSeq lists its product as uncharacterized. The record is from RefSeq and is a predicted model, not a curated record. Lineage: Eukaryota; Fungi; Basidiomycota; Agaricomycetes; Polyporales; Fibroporiaceae. Gene Ontology annotation, biological process: protein secretion. The transcript is spliced from 2 exons. The coding region runs from base 1 to 243 and encodes 80 amino acids.
AUGCCCCCGGCCCUACUUUCACGCACAUUGGAUCCUAUCCUAGGUGUAUUCACAGGUGUAUUCGCCUAUUACUUGUACGAAAUCAAUCCACGUUCAGGCAUUGCACAAGGGGACAGGCUUUCUGAGCUGACGGCGUGGAGAUGGGCGAAGUGGCGAAAUGAGCGCCGAAACAAGCUGAGUGAAGGGGGUGAAGAAGAGGCCUUGGAUGCGAUUAAGAAGGAAGUCGAGAAGGAGAGGGAAUGA